This is a messenger RNA of Puma concolor (puma), 4125 nucleotides long. The record is from RefSeq and is a predicted model, not a curated record. NCBI's taxonomy places the organism in Eukaryota, Metazoa, Chordata, Mammalia, Carnivora, Felidae.
AUGUGGGCUCAACUCCUUCUAGGAAUAUUGGCCCUGUCACCAGCCAUUGCAGAAAAAUCUCUCCCAAACUACCUGGUGACCUUACCAGCCCAGCUUAACUUCCCCUCUACCCAGAAAGUUUGUCUGGAUCUGAGCCCUGGGAACCAUGAUGUAAAAUUCACUAUUACUCUGGAGACCAAAGACAAGACCCAGAAGUUGCUAGAAACCUCUGGGUUGAAGAAGAGACACUUCCAUUGCACCUCCUUUCUGGUACCACCUCCUGCUGGUGGCACAGAAGAAGUGGCUACAAUCUGGGUGUCGGGAACUGGAAAUAACAUCAAUUUUGUGGAGAAGAAAAAGGUUCUGAUUCAGAGGCAGGAGAACGGCAUCUUUAUACAAACUGACAAGCCCAUCUACAACCCGGGGCACAAAGUCUCAAGCCUCUCCUUUGACCCCGAAGGGGAAUGGAAUGUGCCACCUCAAAAUGGGCCACUGUGGCACGUGGAUUGUUUUGAACUGCGGUACUCCAUGGUGGAACUGCAGGACCCAAAUAGCAACAGGAUUGCCCAGUGGCUGGAAGUGAUGCCGGAGCAAGGCAUUGCGGACCUGUCCUUCCAACUGGCCCCAGAGGCAACGCUGGGCACCUAUACCGUGGCAGUGGCUGGGGGCAAGACCUUUGGCACCUUCCUUGUGGAAGAAUAUGUGCUGCCUAAGUUUCAGGUGGAUGUGGUGGAACCCAAGCAGUUAUCGACCGUGGAGGAAUCCUUCUUAGUGAAAAUUUGUUGUAGGUACACCUACGGAAAGCCCGUGCGAGGGGCGGCACAGGUAUCCGUGUGUCAAAAGGCAUAUACUCACCAUUUUCCAGACGCACAAUGGGAACAGCUACCCGACAGAUGCAAGAACCUUUCUGGACAGACUGACAAGUCAGGAUGCUUCUCAGCUUCCGUGGAUAUGUCCACCUUCAACCUCACUGGUUACACGUACAGCCACAGCAUCAAUAUUGUGGCUACCGUGGUGGAGGAAGGAACAGGAGCAGAGGCCAAUACCACUCAGGAUAUCUACAUUUCUUCAGAAAUGGGAUCGAUAACCUUUGAAGACACCAAAAAUUUUUAUUACCCCAAUUUCCCCUUCACUGGGAAGAUAAGAGUUAGGGGCCAUGACGGCUCCCCCCUCAAGAAUCAUUCAGUAUUUCUGGUGAUUUCUGGCAUAAAUGGAACCACCAACCAGACCCUAACUACUGACAACGAUGGCCUUGCUCCCUUCGAGCUGGAUACAGUCAGUUGGAAUGGGAGAGAUAUUUCUCUGGAGGUAGUGGGGAAAGGGCGUUUGGAGAUAGAGGGGCAGAAACACCUGAAUUCUGAGAAGGAAGGAAUGAAAGGCUCCUUCUCCAUCUCACUGACCUUCACUUCCAGACUAGCCCCUCAUCCUUCUCUGGUGAUCUAUGCCAUUUUCCCCAGCGGAGCGGUUAUAGCCGACAAAAUUCAGUUCUCGGUAGAGAUGUGUUUUGACAAUCAGGUUUCCCUUGGCUUCUCACCUUCCCAGCAGCUUCCAGGAGCAGAUGUGGAACUACAGCUGCAGGCAACUCCUGGGUCCCUGUGUGCCGUCCGGGCGGUGGAUAAGAGUGUCUCACUGCUGAGGCCAGAGAGAGAGCUGAGCAACAAUUCUAUCUAUAGGAUGUUCUCAUUCUGGUACGGUCACUACCCCUAUCAGGUGGCUGAAUAUGAUGAGUGUCCAAUGUCUGGCUUCUGGAACUCUCCACAAACCCUCUCGGUUAUGUGGAGGCCUUGGUUCUCUGAACGUGUGGACCUUUUCCAUUUUUUCCAGGACAUGGGCCUGAAAAUACUGUCCAAUGCCCAGAUUAAGAAGCCAGUAGAUUGCAGUCACCAGUCUCUAAAGCACAGCAUUGCAGUGGCGGAAGGUAAGCUACCCGUGUAGCUUAAAUCAUGGAACACUCCAGAAGCUUUUGAAUCAUCAUCAUCUUCAUCACUUCAGUCAGAGGAUCCUCAGAUCCGCCAGUAUUUCCCAGAGACUUGGCUCUGGGAUCUGUUUCCAGUUGGUAACUCAGGGAAGGAGGCUGUCCACGUCACGGUUCCUGAUACCAUCACCGAGUGGAAGGCCAUGACUUUCUGCACCUCCCAGACUAGCGGCUUUGGUCUGUCACCCACUGUUGGACUGACUGCUUUCAAACCAUUCUUUGUUGAUCUGACUCUCCCUUACUCAGUAGUUCGAGGGGAAUCUUUCCGCCUUACUGCCACCAUCUUCAAUUAUCUAAAGGACUGCAUCAGGGUUCACACUCACCUGGCUAAAUCCGAUGAGUACCAGGUGGAAUCGGGGACAGGUCCUCAGGACUCCAGCUGUCUCUGUGCUGAUGAAGCAAAAAGCUAUCACUGGAAUAUCACAGCUAUCAAGUUGGGUCAUGUAAACUUUACUGUUACUACCCAGAUUCUGGACAGCGAUGAACUCUGUGGGAGGCAGAAGGGGUUUGUUCCAGAAAAGGGCCAAAGUGACACACUCAUCAAACCAGUUCUGGUCAAGCAAGGACUGGGACAAGUGGUUUCAGAAUCCAUUUCCUUGGAGCUCCCUGUGGAUGUGGUUCCUGAUUCAGCCAAGGCUUAUGUUGCGGCUCUGGGAGACAUUAUGGGCACAGCCCUCCAGAACCUAGACAAUCUGGUACAGAUGCCAAGGGGCUGUGGGGAGCAGAACAUGGUAUUGUUUGCUCCCAUAAUCUACGUCUUGCAGUAUCUGAAGAGGGCAAGGCUGCUGACUGAGGAAAUCAGGUCUCGGGCAGUGGGUUUCCUGGAGCUCGGGUACCAGAAGGAGCUACUGUACAAACACAGCAAUGGCUCAUACAGUGCCUUUGGGGAGCAGGAUGAAGAUGGAAACACCUGGUUGACAGCGUUUGUCACCAAAUGCUUUGGCCAAGCUCAGGAAUUCAUCUUCAUUGAUGAGAAGAAUAUCCAGGAUGCUCUCAAGUGGAUGGCGGAAAACCAGCUCCCCAGCGGCUGCUAUGCCAAUGUGGGAAAGCUCUUACACACAGCUAUGAAGGGUGGCGUUGAUGAUGAGACUUCCCUGACUGCAUACAUCACAGCCGCGUUGCUGGAGAUGAGCAAAACCAUACAGGACCCGAUGGUGAGUCGGGGCCUACGGUGCCUCAGGAAUUCUGUUUCCUCCACUAACAGCCUCUACACACAGGCCCUACUAGCUUAUACUUUCUCUCUGGCUGGGGAGAUGGACAUCAGAAACACUCUUCUUGAAAAGUUAGACCAGCAGGCUAUCAUCACAGGAGAGUCCAUUCACUGGAGCCAAAAGCCUACUCGGUCCCAGGAUGCCAGACCUUGGUCUGAGCCUGAGGCUGUAGAUGUGGAACUUACAGCAUAUAUCUUAUUAGCCCAGCUUAGCAAAGCCAGCCUGACUCAAAAGGAGAUAGCCAAGGCCACUGCCAUAGUGGCUUGGUUGGCCAAGCAACGCAACGCAUAUGGGGGCUUCUCUUCUACUCAGGAUACUGUAGUUGCCCUCCAAGCUCUCGCCAAAUACGCCACCACUGCCUAUGUGCCAUCUGAGGAAGUCAACCUGGCUGUGAAAUCCAGUGGGAAUUUCCAGCGUGCUUUCAACAUUCAGGCUGCCAACCGGUUGGUAUUUCAGCAGGAGACUCUACCUAAUAUCCCUGGAGCGUAUACCUUGGAGGCCUCGGGCCAGGGCUGUGUCUACAUGCAGACGGUGCUGAAAUACAACAUCCCCCCUCCUAAAUUUGCGGAUACCUUUAGUCUUAGUGUAGAAGUGGGAAAGGAUACAUGUGAGCAAGUUACUUCACCUCGAUCCUUGGUGCUUACUAUCCACACCAGUUAUGUGGGGAGUCGCAGCUCUUCCAAUAUGGCCAUUGUAGAAGUGAAGAUGCUUUCUGGGUUCAGUCCCAUGGAGGGCACCAAUCAGUUACUUCUCCAACAACCACUGGUGAAGAAGGUUGAAUCUGGAACUGACGUACUGAACAUUUACUUGGAAGAGCUGAAUAAGAAGACUCAGGCCUUUACCUUCACCAUCAGCCAACGUACGUUGGUCACUAACCUGAAACCAGCAACCAUCACGGUCUAUGACUACUACCUCCCAGGUGAACAGGCAACAAUUCAGUACUCUGAUCCUUGUGAAUGA